UGCUCUUCCACAGAAAUGGAUCACUUAUCACCACCACCAUCGCCACCGGUCGGUCAGACACCGCCGGCUGUCAGUGCGCUGACCGCGCUCAAUGCAUCCUCCGCCAGCUUAAUCCAACGUGCGUCCGCCUUCAGCUCGGUGCUCGGUCAAAAGUGGAAUCCUCGAGAUUUACCGCUACUGUACAAUCCGCUGUUCUACUCCGGAGCGGCCUUUCUGUGGCCGCAGUUCCUGUUACCACAGCAACCGCUCAGCACACCCGUUUCACCGAACCUCAACACCAGCAACAGUGGACGUGAUUAUGCACUGACACCGGAAAAGGAAGAGAUCAUCGAUGAAGAUAUGCCCCUGAACCUGUCGCUGAAACCAUCGAGCUCUACGCCACACCAUGGCCGACACCAUCCGAUCCACAUCUGGUCACCGGCCAGCAUGUGCGAGAAGGAAACGCUCGAUGGUGACCAGCAGAGCAACAUUGACAUCGAGAACGAUGGUGAUGAGCCGGAAGAUGAUUCGUCAGCCGGUGAGCAUCAGAUCGAUGGUUCGUUCAGUGAAACUCUCCAGCGACAGCAGCAGCACCGCCAGCGUGAAACGGCACGUAUCCUGACCGAGUACAACAGUCUACUGAGUCGGCGAGCACCGUCAGCUUCUUCCGGGUCAGCACCAACUUCCUCCUCGAUGCAGGACUACUUCAACUACAGCAAAAUCAGCAAAGGCUACUAUACGCACCUCCAGCAGCAACAGCGCAACCUCGAGGUGUUGCGCCAGAACAAAACGGACGUCUACGUACUCAAUCCGGCCAACAACAACAACAACCUGGAGGGUGUGAAGAACGCUAACCACGAAUCGCGUGUCGGCGGUGCGGUGAUGUGUGCACGGAUGAGCAGCAACGGUAGUGCCGGUAGUGCUGGGUUGGUAGGGGAAACGACAAUCGGGCCGACGAUCGGCAGUGAGAGUGAUAGCAAAGUGAUGGUGAUGGGGGUAACAGGGAGCGGUGGACAGGAGCUGAUGAGCUACAAGCUGGACGCUGGACCGGCACGGCCCGACUCAACCGCACACUCCGACAGUCCUUACGGUAGCUCGAACGAUUCGUCUUCCCUUCACGGGCAUCAGCAGCAGCAGCAGCAGCAUCAUCAUCAUCAUCCGGCGUCAUCGAUCGUAAAUGGUGCGGUUGGCGAGACCAAGAAGAGCGUCAAGCUUUAUCAGUGUAAACAGUGCGGCAAAACGUUCAAACGCUCCAGCACGCUAUCGACCCAUCUGCUGAUCCACAGUGACACCCGGCCCUAUCCGUGCCAGUACUGUGGCAAGCGCUUCCACCAGAAGUCGGACAUGAAGAAGCACACGUACAUCCACACCGGUGAAAAGCCUCACAAAUGUGUCGUCUGCCUGAAGGCGUUCAGCCAGAGCUCGAAUCUCAUCACGCACAUGCGCAAACACUCCGGCUACAAACCGUUCUCGUGCGGGCUCUGCGAUAAAGCAUUCCAGCGGAAGGUGGACCUGCGGCGUCAUCGCGAAGGUCAGCACAAUGACCACAGCGGUAGCCUUCCGACGACACCGACCACGACGACGCCGGCGACGACGACGACGACGACGCCGAUGACGGUGGCUGCGAUGUCUCCGGUCAGUCCGAUCGAUACGAUGAUGAUGGUCGGUUACGAGUCGAAGCUGAAUCUUAAGCUCGAACAUCACGGUGGCGUGCACGAUGCCGGCGAUGCCAGCAACAGCAGCAACAGCAGCAACAGCAUGGACGACUCGAUGGCAGCAGCUGCGCGGGAGAGCUCGAGCGAACGACAGCGAAGCAGUUCUGCCGCCUCCAUCGCUGGCUACCAGCACCAUCAUCAUCAUCAUCAUCAUCAUCAUCACGCGGAACCGGACCUCGACAUCAAGAUGGAGGUAGUGAGCAGCAGUUGCUCCUGA
Molecule: messenger RNA, 1911 nt
Organism: Anopheles aquasalis
Lineage: Eukaryota; Metazoa; Arthropoda; Insecta; Diptera; Culicidae
Gene: sens
Product: senseless
Biological process (GO): regulation of transcription by RNA polymerase II
Cellular component (GO): nucleus
Molecular function (GO): RNA polymerase II cis-regulatory region sequence-specific DNA binding; DNA-binding transcription factor activity
Source: RefSeq, a predicted model, not a curated record